GCGUGUCCAUGACCGCAGCUGUCAUGGUGGGCCCUAGCUAAGGAACCAUGGAUUUUGCCCAUUGAUCCGUACCCAAUCUGUUCGCCAGGAUCCCUUUAUUCAUAUCUAUACAAGAUGAAGGCUCCUUUGGCUGACAGAAUCUCAUAAGAAGUCGCAUUCAGGGCCCCCAUUGUUCCCCGUGUUCCGUAUUUGUUGGACUCAUGUUGCCUCAACAGACAGCUUCAUCUCGGACGGCACCCGUCAGCACACCGAACUCCAUCAUGUCCAACUGGCCUGGGUCCGAGGGUCUGCCAUCUCGAAAGGAUGCAAGGAGAGUAGAUCGCCCAGAUUAUACUAUGACUUGGUCGAACGAUUCCAGUUCGAACGCUAGUCUGGAGCGUCGUGUGGUAGAGCUCGAGCGGCGAGUUGAGGUUCUAGCGAGGCUCCUAGGGGCAUUCACGAAGCGAACCCUCGAUGCCUGCACCGACAACAUGGAAGCACUUCAGAAUGAGGGUUCAAGCUGGUAGGUAGGUUUCCGACUCUGGCGACCUCGGUGCUAUCCAUCAUGUUGUAAUCGGGACGAGUUUAAGAAAUGUAAUACAAUUACUAUAUGUGUCGCGAACACUUAUGGCUUCCUUGCG
This is a messenger RNA of Verticillium dahliae VdLs.17, 620 nucleotides long. RefSeq lists its product as uncharacterized. The record is from RefSeq and is a predicted model, not a curated record. Bases 201 to 506 code for a protein of 101 amino acids. Lineage: Eukaryota; Fungi; Ascomycota; Sordariomycetes; Glomerellales; Plectosphaerellaceae. The transcript is spliced from 3 exons.